CCCAUGAUUCAUUUCGAAAAGAAUAGGUCCUAGUUAUUUGUAUCCAUAGGGGCUUUGGAAGUGUACUGGCGGUAAUAAUAACGCUUGUAUUUAGCGUUGCAUUUUUGUGUAUACCGUAUUUAAUGGCAUUUUAUUUGGGAAGUCUAUAAUAUUAUCGGACGGUGGCUUUUAUUAUACACUUGACUGUAGGUUUCUAGAUAACUGAGGAUGUCGUACCCUCCUCCGCUUAACCACCAGCAAAUUGGCAUCCCACAGUUACCCCCGAGGAUCCCCCCGCCACAAUAUGGGGGGUUUGCACCGACAGUCCCGCCAGGUACUCCCAUGAUCCCAGUUCAUAUGGGUGUAGUAACCCCCACACCCACAGUUCUUGUCCCGACCACAGUUGCUGUAGCACAGAAGCUGAUGGCUCCAAAGAAGGAGACUGGCUCCAUCAGAGCCAAGGAUGCAGAGGACGGCAAUGGUCCCACCACCACAGUAUUUGUAGGGAACAUCUCUGAAAAGGCAUCUGACAUGUUGGUCAGACAGCUGUUAGCGAAAUGUGGCAUUGUUCUAAGCUGGAAAAGGGUCCAAGGUGCCUCUGGGAAACUUCAAGCUUUCGGGUUUUGUGAAUAUAAGGAGCCUGAAUCAACGCUGCGAGCCCUCAGACUUCUACACGAGUUGCUCUUAGGUGAUAAGAAGCUGUUGGUCAAGGUAGAUGCCAAGACCAAGGCCCAGCUAGAUGAGUGGAAGGCCAGGAAGAGGAGUGCCAGUGGGGUAGUCACCGGUGGGUCAAAGAAUGGGGACGAAGAUGAGGAGGAGGUUCUUGAUGAAGAAACCGUGCGUCGGGACCAGGUUGCGAAAGGAGCAAUAGAUGUCCUCAUCCGAGAAUAUGCAAGUGAGCUCAAUGCUCCCUCGCAGGAUCCUGACAGUCAACCUCGCAACAAGAAGCGGAAAGAGAAGAAAGAGGAGGAGGAUAUCAAUGCCAUGGAGUUGGAGGAUGACAAGAGAGACUUGAUUUCCAGAGAGAUCAGUAAAUUCCGGGACACACACAAGAAACUGGAGGAGGAAAAAGGAAAGAAAGAAAAGGAGCGACUGGAGCUGGAGAGGGAAAGGAAAGAGAGGGACAAAGAGCGGGAGCGUGAGAGGGAACGACGCGACCGCGAGAAAGAGAAGGAAAGGGAGAGAGAGAGGGACAAGGAGCGGGAAAGAGACCGUGAUCGAGAUCGUGAACGCGAGAGAGAUCGUGAACGGGAGAGGACAAAAGAGCGAGAGAGGGAGCGGGAAAGGAGCCAAGACAUUAAUGAAGGCCGCAGCAGAUCGAGAGAGACGACAAGGGAGGAUAAAAAAAGAGACCGUGAAGAAGAUGAGGAAGACAUCUACGAACGGAGAAGACUAGAGAGGAGGCUUCGAGACAAAGAGGCAGCUUACCAAGAACGUCUUAAAAACUGGGAGAUCCGGGAGAGGAAGAAGGCUCGUGACUAUAGCAAAGAAACAGAGAGGGAGGAUGAGCGGCGUCGUGAAAUGAUGAAAGAAGCCAAAAGGCUGAAAGAAUUCCUUGAAGAUUACGACGAUGACAGAGAUGACCCUAAAUACUACAGGGGGAGCGCUUUGCAGAAGCGACUUCGUGACCGUGAAAAGGAAAUAGAAUUGGAUGAGCGAGACCGAAAGAGAGAGAAGGAGGAGCUGGAGGAGAUCAGACAGAGGCUUCUGGCUGAGGGCCACCCUGACCCUGAUGCUGAGCUGCAGAGGAUGGAAGAAGAGGCAGCGCGCAGACAGCAGCCCCCUCUGAAGCUUGAACCCGAGGAGGAUGUGAACCAGGAGAAGACUCACAAGGAUCGGGAGAAGAGGGGCUCAGGAAGGCCCGUGGAGCCAACACCUCGAAGUCCCCAACAGCAUUCAGAUGAAGAUGUGGAGGAAGGACAGGAGGAUGACUACCACCAUGGCGAGGACUCACAAGAAGCUAAGCCACAACUCAAACCCGUUAUGCGACCAAUCACUACUGCUCCCUCAGUGUCCUCGGCCAGCGGAAAUGCGACUCCCAACACACCCGGUAAUGAAUCUCCCUGCGGCAUCAUCAUUCCAGGCGAGAACACUCCUGAGGUCCAACCUCUAGAGGAGCACCGGCCCAAAAUUGGUCUCAGUCUGAAGCUGGGUGCCACCAACAGUCCCAGCCAGCUCAGUGCAGGAAAGCGAAAGAAGCUGGUGACCGUAGACAGUGUUUUCAACAAAUUUGAUGACGAGGAGGCUGAUGAGCAGCCUCGUAAAAGGAAACUGGUUCCACUGGACUAUGGUGAUGACGAUAAGAGUCUGGGGCUGGAUGGGGCAGAAAUUUCAGGGGCCAAAGGCAGCAUCAACUCAGAGGAGAAACGUAAGAACAUAAAGAGCCUCAUUGAGAAGAUUCCCACUGCCAGGCCUGAGCUCUUCUCCUACCCUCUGGACUGGACCAUGGUUGAUUCGAUUCUGAUGGAUCGCCGCAUUAGACCAUGGAUCAAUAAGAAGAUUAUUGAAUAUAUCGGUGAAGAGGAGCCCACUCUAGUUGAUUUUGUCUGUUCAAAGGUGAUGGCACAUAGUACACCUCAAGGUAUUCUUGAUGAUGUCGCUAUGGUCCUCGAUGAAGAAGCAGAAGUCUUCAUUGUGAAAAUGUGGAGGCUGUUGAUAUAUGAAACAGAAGCCAAAAAGAUUGGACUGGUGAAGUAAAGACUGCUCUGACUUUCUCAGCUCUGCUACCUGCAGUUUUCUGGUCCAGCAGACCUGUAAACAUAUGCCCCUCCAUUCCUCCAGCAAGGAGCUCCUGCCUUGUAUGAGCGAGUGUUUGGGAGGGGAGGUCUGAGCUGUGAACAGAAAUGUUUGCACAAACACACUGCAUGAUAAAAUGUCAGUUGUAUUCUUUUUCCUUUGUUGAUGCUGUUGAGGCAAAAGACAAAGUUGCAAAUCACCAAUCUAUAUUCUGCUUUGACUUACAGUUGUCAUGUUGACACUUCCGUUGUGUGAACUAAUAAAUAUACAUUUUUCUUUUUAAA
Monopterus albus (swamp eel) is the source of this 2999-nucleotide messenger RNA. It is a transcript of the gene rbm25a, whose product is annotated as RNA binding motif protein 25a. Gene Ontology annotation, cellular component: spliceosomal complex. The record is from RefSeq and is a predicted model, not a curated record. Lineage: Eukaryota; Metazoa; Chordata; Actinopteri; Synbranchiformes; Synbranchidae. The transcript is spliced from 18 exons. Gene Ontology annotation, molecular function: mRNA binding. Gene Ontology annotation, biological process: regulation of alternative mRNA splicing, via spliceosome. Bases 208 to 2676 code for a protein of 822 amino acids.